GGCCCAGCGGGCCUACCGCUGCCUCCGGGGGCUGGGCCAGAUGCUGUCCGGGGCGAAGGACAUCGCGCUGCUAGAGCACGGGUGCCGGGCUCUGGAGGUGGACAGCUGCAGGUCCCUGAUGAUCCUGGGCAUCCGGGAAGACUGCAACCACGACGAGUUCGAAGGCAUCAUACGGGCCCCCCUGAAGCCUCUGGGCAAGUUCGAGGUGGCUGGGAAGGCCUUUCUGGAAGAAGAGCGGUCCAAGGCAGCCAUCAUCAGGCUGGCGGAGGACAUCAAUUACGCCGUCAUCCCCAGGGAGAUCAAGGCCAAGGGCGGCGUGUGGAGAGUGGUCUACAUGCCCCGGAGGCAGGACAUUGAAUUCCUGACCAAGCUGAACCUCUUCCUGAACAGCGAGGGCAGGACCGUGGAGGAUGUGGCCCGGGUCCUGAGGCAGGAAUUGUGUCCCACAGUGACGGGCCCCAGAGAGCCACCUGCCAGAAAGUGCGGUGCGCCGGGAUCCGGGGCGAAGCCGGGGGGCUGGGGCCGCCGCCGUGCGGAUGCAGGGCCGCCUCUGGACGCCACGGAGAAGCCCGGCAAGGCUGGGGAUGAGAAGAGAGGUAAGAAGAAGCAUAAGAAGAACCGGCGGCGGCACCAUGCGCCUGACAAGCUGUGAGAUAUUUGCUGCACACCUACUAUGUCCCAGGCGCUGUUCUAGAGGCUGGGAGCAGGGAGCAGACCCCACACAGACCACUGCCUUCAAGGUGCUCAUAGAGACUGGGGAGCAUUUGAGUUACCGGGGUGCAUCUGAAGGGGUGUGGGUACCAUUUGAGUAGAUGCAGGUAAUCUGGUUGAGCAUGGACCACUCAUUCGCUCAACAGAUGUUUUCUAGCACCCAAGGUGUAUGCCGGGCACCGUUCCAGGCACCGGGCUUACAGCAGGGAACAAACACCCCACCCUUGGCCUGGGGACACUCAGAAUUAAGUAUCUGGGUAGGUGCGGGGAACACCUGAGUUACCUGACUCUAUGAGCAAGGGUGGUAGCAUUUGAAUAUGUGGGUGGCAUCUGAGUAUGAACAUAAUAUAUGAGGAGUUGUGGCCAACAUCUAAGUAUGGGAAUAACACCUGGGUAUGUGCGUGUGUCCUUUGAGUGGCAAGGGUAACUUCUGGGUGAAGAGGGGUCUCAGAGACCCUCAAACCACGUCUAACGACCUGGAGACCCCAAGGAAGGAGUUGCGAGGUCACAGUCCCAGUCGAGAAGCACACUGGACUGUUUCCAUGGAGAACGCGGGCUGCCCACCCCUCCUCCCUCCCUGGGAGAGCAGGUGUUUGCAGGAAACGGAAGAAGAGAAACAGGGUCUGGGAUUCCAAGGAUUCCCAGGAGGUCUCUUGCCAGAAUUGAGGAAAAGCCAAGAAGGAGGAACAUGUCAGAGAGAUCCCUGCUCUGGAGAAAGGCCGCUAUCUCCUUCCCCACCAUCAUCGCCACCCUGUGACCACCCCCCCAACCCAAGAGGGGAACAGCCCCUUUUGCUAAGCAUGUGUUGCCAGGAAGAGGCACAGAACCUUCUCGCUUUGAGCACUGCUGGAAAUCCUGCCAUUGCAAAGCCUAGACCGGUUUUGGUUUCUCAGGGGUUUUGUUUGGUUUUGGGUUUUUGGUUGGUUUU
Molecule: messenger RNA, 1639 nt
Organism: Hyaena hyaena (striped hyena)
Lineage: Eukaryota; Metazoa; Chordata; Mammalia; Carnivora; Hyaenidae
Gene: PNMA8C
Product: PNMA family member 8C
Source: RefSeq, a predicted model, not a curated record